Molecule: messenger RNA, 7850 nt
Organism: Nymphalis io (European peacock)
Lineage: Eukaryota; Metazoa; Arthropoda; Insecta; Lepidoptera; Nymphalidae
Gene: egg
Product: histone-lysine N-methyltransferase eggless
Exons: 35
Coding region: 147-6260 (2037 amino acids)
Biological process (GO): negative regulation of gene expression; heterochromatin organization
Cellular component (GO): nucleus
Molecular function (GO): protein binding; histone H3K9 methyltransferase activity; DNA binding
Source: RefSeq, a predicted model, not a curated record
UGAUGGUAUUCUUAAUUUUACUGUUUUCAUUAAGUACACAUUUUUAUAAGAUAUAAAUACACCUCAGUAAUUAUAUAUGUUUCAUAAAUUACUCAGGUUUCGUUUAUAUUUAAAUUUAAAGAUUGAAGCUUGUAACCAGUAAAGCGAUGGAUUCAACAGAAAACACAGAAGUCAGUGAUAAGGAUGAUGGGGAGAUGGCUUCUAUUCAAUUAAUAGAAAAAGAAACAAUAAAUUCGAGUGACGUAGAUGAAUUAAACACGACUGUUUUAAACGAAGAAUUAAUUACAAAAGGUACUGUGAAGGAUGAUGAAAACACACGUUCAUCAAUCGAAAAAAAUGUUGAAGAAAUAUUGCUUGGUGAUGGUAAUACUCAGAAUCUAGACAGUGAUAAUGUUGAUGAAGAAAUGGAGCUGAGAUGGGAUGAUGAUGAACUUGACGAAGUUGAUGAAAUAAGGAAUGAGGCGACUUUGCUUGAGGAAGAUUUGUUAGAUUCCCCCAAACCUUGUACUUUAUCACUGCAAGAUGAAGUUAUUAAAACUAUAGAAGCUGAAGAGAACCUUCUAAACUUAGAUAACGAUAAUGAAUCCAAAGAAUCACCCCCAGAUUCUAUAAAAGAGAGAUUGUUCGCACCUAACAAUGAUCACAAUUUAAAUAAACCCGAUAUUAUGUUAGAAAUUCCAAGUCAUGAAGUAAUUGAAUUUAGUGAUGAUGAAGAGGAUUUGAUUAACAAUCUUGAAAUGUCUCCUGACUUAGAAAGCGAUGAAGAAAUGUGUAAUUCAACUGAAGUUCCAAUUGAGUCAACCCAAGCUGAUGUACAUGCUGAUGAUGAACAAGGAGAAGGUGAUGUACUAGAAGUAGAAAAAGAUUUAACCAAUAUAGAACCAAUUGAAACAAUGAAUAAAGCACUCGAAAAUGAAGCUAAAUUUGCAGCAGAUAUUCUCACAAAAGAGCUUAAUGUAAUGCAUUCAGUACCAAUUAUUACCACAGACACAAAUACAGAAAUGAAUGAAGAAUUUCUUUUAAAAGAAGACUCAAUGCAAGAUGAUUGCCUUUUAAAAGAUGGCACAAUUGAAGAUGAUUGUCUUUUAGAAGAAUAUACAACAAUCCAAGAAGGAAUAAUAGAAAAUGUAAAUAGUUUAAAUGGUGAAUCAGAUAUAAUUAAACUAAAAGACCCGACAGAGGAAUCACUUAAGAAACAAGAUAAUUUAGAUGCAACAAAUACAAUUGCUAAUGAAUCAGAACCACGAGAGGAUACACAAAGCGUUGAUGAAGAAAUGACUGAUUUGUAUGAGGACAUAUUACUAGCGACUAGUGAUAAUUCUACAGAUGCUAAAGAAUCUGUUCCUGAUUUAGAAGAUACAACAAUUUUAAAAUCAGAAUCAUCCAUUGAUGUGGCAAUUAAUAUAAAAGAAACAGACACACCAAAAACUGAAUUCCACACAAGUGUAACUGAAGAUAAAAUGACAGAUACAAUUGAAAAUGAUUCUUCUUCGGAAGCAAAUAUUGUGACUGAAUCUCUAGACGCUGAUAUUACGAUAAUAUCUAGUAAUGAAGAUAAUGAAACAGACACAGAUUUCAUUGAUACCAUCCCAACAAUUCAACAAUCAGAAAAGGAAGAAGAAAGCAUAUUAGAUAAGCUAAUCACUAAUACAGCGAAAAAAAAUACUGACGUUCAAGCGUCUACUUCAACUGCUUAUAUAGACACACACAAAGAAGAGAUCCCUUCAAACACAGAUAUAAAAGAAAUUACUAAUGAUGAAGUACCCAAGGACUUACAAUCAGGAUUGUCAAGACAAGACGAACACACACUUGAAUAUCCACUGUCUACAUCUACUCUAGAUUUAAAGGGAGAUGAAGCCAAAUCACUUGUGUCAUCGGUUUAUGAAAAAACCUUUGCAAAUGUGUCUAUUGAUUUGCAUCUACCAGCACACCCAAUGGAUAUUGAUCAACCGCAACCAUCGACAUCAUUUGCUUGUCUUAAAACAUCAAAAAGCCCAGAUGAACAAUCAUCAAUGUUUGGCUCAUCAAUGGUUAAAGAUAAAGAUGUACCGGAAAUGACAGACAGUCUCGGUCUCCUGGCUGAGUGUAAAAUGAUGGAGGAAGAUGAGGAACAGGAAUAUGACGAUGACGGUGAUGGGGAAGAUGAAGAUGAUUUUGACCAAGAUGAUGAGAGCAGCAACCAAAUGACCGCAGAACAUUCCGAAGACUCAAACGCUCAGCAUUCAGAGUCCGAAGUGCAAAAAGAAAUGCAAAUUGACUUUCAAAUUGAUAAUGUGGUUUCUGAGGAUGCAGAAACUGAAAAUAAGGAAUAUACUGAUACUAAACCGGAGCAGCAAGAAACAACUGGAAAAGAUGUUGAAAUCAAAUUACAGAAUGACGACAACAAAUCAAACAUCGAAACGGUGAAGCUGUCAGACACGUCAGAUACAGAAAUAGACUCGGAAACAAUAGAGACAAAUAUACUAAAAACAUUAUUAUUGACAAAAAAUGAUACAUUAAUGUCGGAUAAGGUUGUUGAAGAGAAACAAUCACCGAGCAAGUCUAAAAAUUUGGAAAUAGUUAAACAAGAUACGAUAUUGAGUUUUGUUGACCUCGAAGAGAGCUCCUCGGAAGACGAUAUGAAAGAGGUGAAGGAUGAAUCUUCAAAAGUUAUCCAUGAAGACGAAAACGCAACAAAAGUUGAUGAAUCCGACAACACAAGUGCUGCUACAAAAGUGAAAAGUGAAGCUCUCGACAGCACACUGAAAACGUCACCAACUAAAUCUGUAACACAAGAUACGAAAACAGCGGAUGGAUCAACCGACGUCAUUGAAGAAAGCAAGCCGAAAGUUUCGAUAGGCUUGGAAGUCUUCAACCUCGAUUCUGAUGAUGAAGAAGAAAAUGUACCCGAAGAAGCAUCUCAGGAUAUCCCACAUGUACAGACUCAGGAUGUGAAAGACGAAAUGACGAGCGAGCCACUCAAAUGCAUCAACAGGUGUUGCCCGGGCGACAGUGGCGUUGAAUUCUAUAUAGCCGACAGCGAGGCGAUAAACUUCUAUGAUGCGGACAGGAAGAGGCGCGGCUACGUGUGCCAGAACUGCGCUGAUGCCGUGGAGAAACGGAACCAGGAACUAAUAGACGGUAUCAAGAAUUUCACACCGCUCCUGGAACUUGGUAUCAACAAAAGCGGUGAGGAGCUGGUCGAGAUAUCAGACUCCGAGUCCGAGGAUGAACCGGAACUAGACCAGGAUCAGAUGCAAAUAAUCGGGGUAGAAGGCGCGAAAAAAGCGGAGGAGAAUCUAGCGUCGUUGAUAAAUGAAACGUGGGAGAAAUACAAAAUGGACGCGCGUUUGGCGGACACGCAGGACGCGUUGGAAAAAGAAAUAGAAAAAUUGCAAAAGGAAAGCGAGGAAAUCAACGAAAUUUUAAACGAAUGCCAGGUGGCGACGGACCAGCUGAGGAACGAGCUGUACGCGACCUUCGAGCCGGACAUACGGGAACUAUCGCCGUUUGUUAUAUACGACAUGCCGAACUGCUCGUAUUCGUGCAUCGAACCUCCAACGACCGAGCAUGUUACAAUGAAACGAACUCGGUCACCGACCAACGAGAUUCCAGCCAAACGUCCCGCUAUACCGUUGGGGUAUGCGCCGUUAAAUGAAAAAAAUAAAGAGGAUUCGAAGAAUAUGAUAGUGACGAGCGAAAAAGCUGAAGAUGAUAAUACGGAUGUGUCAGUCGUAAAGUUGUCAGCGGAAUCAGCCCCGAAGGAUCUGCCGCCGCCAGGGGAAAUCACGAUGCCUCCCGUCAAGGCCGGGAUGACGGUGUAUGCGAUGAAGAACGCCUUCGGUUCCUGGCUCAAAGCGAAGAUUGUUGACAUAUUACCGAAGCCACCUAAUUCAACAUUCACACUGUGUCGUGUUAAAUUUGAACACAAAGUGACGAAGAACAUGUACAAGAUACUCCCGGCGAGGUGCCUGGCGUACUACGAGCCCCCUGACGUCAGGAUGACCAUUGGUCGUCGUGUCAUAGCGCUCUUCAAGGAUACAAAUAAACGCGAGACAUACUAUUCCGGAGUCGUAGCUGAGAUACCGAAUCCGGUUAAUUCUUAUCGCUACUUGAUCUUCUUCGACGACGGCUACGCGCAGUACGCCCAGCACGCACAGACGCGCCUCGUGUGCGAGUGCUCGUGCUUCGUGUGGGAGGAGGUGCACCCCUACUCGCGCGACUUCGUGCGCCAGUACCUGUUCGCCUACCCCGAGCGGCCCAUGGUGCGCCUGCACGCCGGGCAGAAACUCAAGACCGAGUGGCGAGGCAAGUGGUGGUCGUCCAGCGUGGUGCGCGUGGACGCGUCGCUGGUGGAGGUGCAGUUCCUGCGCCGCGACCGCCGCGAGUGGAUCUACCGCGGGUCCACCCGCCUCGCCCCGCUGUACCUGGAGCUGCAGGCGGCCGAGCGGCACCGCCCCCGCGCCGUGCCGCGCGCGCAGCCGCAGGCCAGGAUGAACAUGCCGUAUGUCGAAUAUACGAGAUCGGAUGAACAGACCAACAAAGCGGGCGACGCGCAGACCCAACUGCAGCGAGCACAGAUACAAAACGAGGAGCUGCGGCGCCAGCGCGCGGUGGCGAAGAAGUCCACGGCCGCGCCCGCGCCGCCGCCCGCCGGGGCCAACCUGGACAGCGUCGCCAGCAGGGUGGUCUUUUACACGCCGAAGAGUGCGGUUAAACCGUACAAAAUGGUACCACAUACGUGUUCGCCGAAAUGCAAGAGAACAGACGUUCUGGAUCUCAAAGAUCUUCGAACGUACAACCCGCUGACCAAACCGUUACUGAGCGGUUGGGAGAGACAGGUGGUGCGCUGGAAGGGGGGCCGCAGCGUGCUGUACGUGGCGCCGUGCGGGCGCCGCACGCGCGACGUGCGCGAGCUGCACGCGUACCUGCGCGCCGUGCGCUCCGACAUGGCCGUCGACCUGUUCGACUUCAGCCCCAGCACGCACUGCCUGGCCGAGUUCGUGCUCAACAGCUGCUUCGUCGGCAAGAAGGACCUGUCGCACGGCAAGGAGAACGUGCCGGUGCCGUGCGUGAACUACUACGACGACUCGCUGCCGGAGUUCUGCUCGUACAACACGGAGCGGACGCCGACGGCGGGCGUGCCGCUCAACCUCGACCCGGACUUCCUGUGCGGCUGCGACUGCGACGACGACUGCGAGGAUAAAACGAAGUGCGCCUGCUGGAAGAUGACUCUAGAAGGUGCUAGAACGAUUGGCCUGGAAGGCGAUAACGUCGGCUACGUGUACAAGAGGCUGCCGGAGCCCUUGCCUUCGGGCAUUUAUGAAUGUAAUUCCAGAUGUAAAUGUAAACACACGUGUCUCAAUCGCGUCGCGCAGCAUCCUCUACAGCUUAAGUUACAGGUAUUCAAAACUCUGAACCGAGGUUGGGGUAUAAGGACCCUCAAUGACGUCCCCAAGGGGUCCUUCCUCUGUGUGUACGCGGGUAACUUGCUCACAGAUGCGACAGCUAACUUGGACGGUCUCAACGAGGGGGACGAGUACCUGGCUGAGUUGGACUACAUCGAGGUCGUGGAGCAGAUGAAAGAGGGCUACGAGGAGGAUAUACCGGAGCAUAUCAAAAAGUUAGACAAGAAGGAACUUGAAUCGAAAGCGUCAGAGGAAACGGAAGAGGAGGAACAGUCAUCAGAUGAAGAGAUGAGUAACAACAAGACGGACCUUGAGGAUGAUGACUUCGAGCCGGGACAUAUAGGUCUCGGCCUGGCUGAGUUCAAUAAACGUUUACGGAAAAGGGAGUCGAAGAAAGAGAAAAAUAAUGAAAAAAUAAAAGAGGAAGAGAAUCAAAAGGAAGUCGAUAAAAAGGAAAUAAAGGAAGAAACAAAUCCAGAUGAGGACUGCAUCACCAUCAGUGAUGACGAAGAAGUGAGGGAGCCGUCAUGUUUCACGGCGGCCGCCGGUAUGGGUGCCAACGAAUUUAUAUCUAAAUACAGAUCAGUACGGAGGCUGUUCGGAGAAGAUGAAGCGUGUUACAUCAUGGACGCGAAGGUUCAGGGCAAUAUUGGGAGAUAUCUAAAUCACUCGUGCUCGCCGAACGUGUUCGUGCAGAACGUGUUCGUGGACACCCACGACCCGCGGUUCCCGUGGGUGGCGUUCUUCGCGCUGAGCCACAUCAAGGCGGGCACGGAGCUCACGUGGAACUACAACUACGACGUGGGCUCCGUGCCCGGCAAGGUGCUGUACUGCCACUGCGGGGCCAGCAACUGUAGGGGGCGGCUGCUCUAACUUAGAUUGUAUUUAAUAUGAAACUGGUCUCAAUAAUAAACUAAGGUGUCAUUAGUUUUAACUGUAGUAUUAAAACAUUUACGUCGAUAAUGAUACGGUUCAGACUGAUUUGUUUUAAACAAUUAGGUACGUAUGUCUAUGUAAUAAGGUUCAUUUUUCAUUGUAUCAUGUUGUAUUAUACUGGAUAACGCAAAAGUAACGACCGUAUUCUAAAUAUAAAAAAAUAUUAUUCGUUUUUUCUUAUAUAAUAUCAUAUAUAAAGUCAUAUUAGAUGUUUUCUAUAAUUUGCCGCAACACAAACACCGCGCCGGAAGGCAAAGAAUGUCUUCUUUUCAAGCUGCGAGAGUGUGGCUUAUUCACAUAUACCAUAGAUUUCAAAUAACCACAAAUAAUGUCUGGACAGGUCAAAUCGGACCGGUGGGGGGGAUAUUAUCAUUCAUGUUGAUUUUAUCACAGUAUUCCGUAAAAACAUUUACGAUUAUAUCAAGUUCGUGAGCACUCGGUCUAUGUUUUUUUUUUGUGUAUACAUUUGUUUAAUACACAACUUUCAAUAUCAAUUAAAUAUACAAGUAAUUGUAUAAUUGUUAUUAUUAGUUUUUAUUCUUUGUUUAUUCAACUACGUCUGCCUCGACUGCCUCGUUAGUCUUGUGGCUUGAUGUAAGGCCACUGGCCCGGAGAACCCAGGACGAGUUCAAUUCCCAGGUCGGGCCAAUAAGAGUUAUUGGGUUUUUCUGUCAGAAAAUUCUCAGCAGCAGCCCGAAGUCUGGAAGUUGGAAGUGUGUAAACUCCCGUGCCUCGGAAAGUACGUAAAGCUGUUGAUCCUGCUGUUAGGAAUAUGUCAAAUCUUGUCUAUGGUGUCUUAAUUGUAUUAUUGUUAUUAUUGCUCUUUAGUCCUUGUUUACACUUGUGUACUAUUAACGUAUUAAUUGUCACUGAGCGAACUGUCAUUGGCCUUGCUCACAUGCAGCCUUGAGACGGACUCUCAAUGUCUUAUGAAAUAUAUCGAGAUGAGAUCAUUGACAAUUUUUAGUACUUUUUAUGGUUUUGAUAUUCCUAACAGUAAUCUCUAAAAUUCCAGUCCUUUUUCACGACCACUAAAACUGUUUAGUUGAAAAUUAUUCCUAUAUUCACUUUUACAACUUCAUUUAGAGUUUCUCGCUGUAGAAUGAUUGUUACAGAUAAAAUAUAGAUAUGUCAAUUUAAUUAUCUAUACUGUGUUGCCAUUUUAUAAUCUUUGUAAUAAAAUCAAGUUUCAAACGAAUGUUAUUAUUAAGUUUGUGUAUUGGGAUCUCAAUGAUGACAUGUAAAUAAAUUAUAUAAAGUUAUUUGAACUUAGUUAUGGCGUUUCAUAUUUAUAUUUGCAUAAAUAAAUCUCUAAAGUUGAUGUUUGGGGACGAAUGUACAGUAACAGCCUGUGAAUGUCCCACUGCUGGGCUAAGGCCUCCCCUCGCUUUUUGAGAAGGUUUUGGAGCUUAUUCCACCACGCACAAAUGUACAUAUCACAUCAUUUUUAAUCUAUAGUACAAGGUGUUUAAUUAUCUACAACAUUGCAGUUAUUUCGUUUUGUCAUACAGUUUUGUAGAUGUCACA